CUGCCACCAUAGCACUGCUGUUAUGACAACUGCCAAACCAAAACACUGCAAUGAAACAUCUCAUUUUCAGCCUGCUGUGCCUGACAGUGGCCGAGGGACUCUUGAGAGUCCCUCUCAGCAGUCGCAAAGAGAUUUACGAAGAGCUCCAGAGAAGAGGAGCGCUAGAUGGUGUGCAUCACCAACUUAGUGCAGACAACAUGUACUCAGAAGACCUUCUCAACCUGCAGGAUAUGUCAUACUUUGGUAAAAUCGAUGUGGGGACCCCGGCUCAGACCUUCUACGUCCACUUUGAUACUGGAUCCACCACCCUCUGGGUCAACUCCAUCUACUGCACGAGUGAAGCCUGCACACACCACUCACUCUUCAACCCCCAGAAGUCCUCGACCUACUACAGCUACAAUGAGAAGUUCUCCAUUACGUAUGGAACUGGAAGCCUGACUGGCGUCAUUGGCUAUGACACCGUGUCUAUGGGGGAUCUUGCCGUCAAGAAGCAAAAGAUAGGCCUGAGUGUGACGGAGCCCGGCAGCCACUUUGCCAGACCUCUGCAUGACGGCAUCAUGGGAUUGGCCUUCAAACCUGACCAGCAGACCAUCGUGGACACCAUGAUCUCAGAGGGCCUCAUCCAGGAGCCCAUCUUUGCCUUCUACCUAAGCAGGAACUCUGAGCGUGGCAGUGAGGCUGUGUUUGGCGGCACAGAUCCCACUCAUUACCAGGGCGAGAUCAACUGGGUCCCCGUGGCCCGGGACAGCCACUGGCAGCUGGUGUUCGAGGGGUUUGAGGUCAACCACCACGCUACCGGCUGGUGCAACACUGGCUGCUCUGCUAUCGUGGAUACUGGCACCUCGCUGCUGGAGGCCCCCCCUCAGUACGUGGAUGGACUUCAUGCCAUGCUGGGAGCCUACAAGGAUGACAGUGGCGAUUAUGUGUUUGACUGCAGCAUUGUAAGCAGCAGGCCAACCUUAACCUUCAUCAUGAACGGCGCCCACCUCCACCUUCCCCCCUCUGCUUACGUGCUUCAGAAACAGGACUCGGAUGGGAACCAGUACUGCAUGAGUGGGAUCAAGAAGUCCCAUGAGAGCUACAGGGAUGGACUUCCCUACUGGAUCCUGGGCGACGUGUUCCUACGCCAGUUCUACUCCGUCUUUGACCAAGGCAACGGUAGAGUGGGCUUUGCCCAGCUUGCUUAGAGUCAACUGCAAACUGGGCAAAAGUACUUUGGUGCAUUGUGUGUUUGUAGGAAACCAUGAUGGAUUUUCAUGACCGAAUGAACCUGAGCUUCUUCCUUUGCGUCUUCAAUAAAGUGUUUGUCAGCACCACA
Engraulis encrasicolus (European anchovy) is the source of this 1318-nucleotide messenger RNA. RefSeq names its product gastricsin-like. Gene Ontology annotation, molecular function: aspartic-type endopeptidase activity. Gene Ontology annotation, biological process: proteolysis. Bases 51 to 1187 code for a protein of 378 amino acids. The transcript has 9 exons. The record is from RefSeq and is a predicted model, not a curated record. Lineage: Eukaryota; Metazoa; Chordata; Actinopteri; Clupeiformes; Engraulidae.